CGGACGUUAAGCGAAGUCGCCGACAUCAUCGACGACGUCAUGAUGCAUUCGAUUCCAGUGCACGACACGUCAGUUCCGGAUGAGGCUGAGAUGGAGGACCUUCAUUUGCACUCCCCCACAAGUGAGUCCAGCGUGAGCUUGAUCCCGCUCGAUGCCUCCACGGCGAGAAACAUCUACGGCAACGGGAAGAAGCUUGUGCCGUCACUGUCGGUGCCGCUGUGGAACAAAGACACGAGGUUCCUUGGCCUGUACGCGCUUCAAACACUGCUGACCAUCAUCGCCGUCGCCACCAUCGAGCAUCGAAGCAAGGUCAAGGCUGCUGCCGCCCUAGCCAACGAGACCACCAUCGCUGGAAGCGUGCGUCCCGACUACGACAUAGCGGAUCGAGGGGUGCCAUACAUCGGGUACAUGGUUCUUGUGGGCGCAUUGUACAGCUUGUCUUGGAUCUGCGUGUUCUUCUACCUACCCAAGGACAUUUACAUCCGUUUUUCCACGAUCUCGUCGUUUGUGGGUCUGGCGCCGCUCGCGCUCGUGCUCGUCUUGAGCGGGUCAUGGGGCGGUUUCUUCCUGGGUCUUGGCGUGGCGCUGAUUGCGUUUUCCGACUUUCUGUGGACUCGAAAGAACAAGCUUGGGUUCGAUUUCGUCGCCGCCGUCUUCGACCUGGUCGCCAAAGUGCUUCUGGACCUCCCGAGCGUCCUAUUGGCGGUCGUGGGCAUCCUCCUGCUCGGCACGACGUGGGCAUUCUGGUGUGGCCAGCUGCUCGCCGACGUCCGCGACGACGAGGGCUGGUCGUUCAACCUCCUGUGGCUAUUUUUCCACUUUUACUGGACGUCGCAUCUCGUGCACACGCUUAUUUCGCUGCUCGUGUCUGGAACUGUCAUGUACUGGUACCACCACUGGGACAACUCGAACGACGCGCCUCACUUGUUCGUCGACCCUCCGUCAUCUCCCCGGUCCCUCGAGUCCAAAGUGUCGUCGGUGGAUCUGGACGACGACAUCGCGCGUCGUCGUGGCUCGAAAACCAAAGCCGUGCGUGCCCAUGUGGUCGUGCUACACUACACCCGCAUGUCCAUGAGCUACGCGCUGGGAUCGGCGUGCCUUGCGGCCAUCUUCUGCCCCAUCGCGCACCUGCUGUGGAACAUCCUGCGCAUGGCCAACAGGGACGACUCGUACCGGUGGCUUCGCGUCGUCGUGCGCCCCGUCGCUCCGUCCAUCGAAGCGUUCAUCCAGCUCUACCACAAGUACUCGCUCGUGUUUGUGGCUGGGUUCGGCCAGUCCUUCGCCACGUCCGCGGCAGACGCAUGGAAGCUCAUGCACGACCGCGGCAUCGAAGCCAUCGUCGACGACGACCUCACGAGUCGCCUGCUGCUGUUCGUCGCCAACGGAUGCGCGGGGACCAUGGGCACGCUGUGUAACAUCGUGUUACUGGGGUCGCAUUUGCGCGUGUACGGCACGAUUGUGAGCUUCCUUGUGGGGUACUUUGUGUGCCAAGCCGCCACGACCAUGAUGAACAUCACAGUCAAGACCCUCUUCAUAUGUUUUGCAGUCCACCCCGCCCGGCUGAGUCGGCUCAACCCUAUCAUUUACCAUCGGUUCAUGCGGUUGUCCGAGCUCAAGUCGUUUGGUGAGCGUCAUCGGUAGGACGUCAAGAUUGGACGCAUGUAUGUAUGUAUGCAGAAAUGAAAGAAUGGAAACACCCCCACCAUCGAUAUACAAACCAAGGUGGAUGGGUAAAGUGUAGUUGAUCCAUGAGGGUUCGUAGUAACGUUAUCAUUCGAUGGCAACGACGAGUAUUAU
Aphanomyces astaci is the source of this 1797-nucleotide messenger RNA. RefSeq lists its product as hypothetical. Gene Ontology annotation, cellular component: membrane. The transcript has a single exon. Bases 40 to 1641 code for a protein of 533 amino acids. Gene Ontology annotation, molecular function: transmembrane transporter activity. Gene Ontology annotation, biological process: transmembrane transport. Lineage: Eukaryota; Oomycota; Saprolegniomycetes; Saprolegniales; Verrucalvaceae. The record is from RefSeq and is a predicted model, not a curated record.